GUCAGCAGAAUGACAGCUAGAUGGGCUACAUUCAGUGACACUGGGCACAGUACUAGGAAGUCCGUACGAAGCAGCGGCCAGGGGAGAUCUGCAUUUAGGAAGUAGCUAGACGACUUUAAUCAACAAAAGUAUUUUAUAACGACCGACAAUAGGAUGAAAUGAGUAAAUUAACAUUGUUACUAGAUAUAUUCAAAGUAGUAAAAAAGUUUUAAAUACUUAAGAAUUAGAACUUUGGCUAUAUUUUCAGAAAAUAAUUUGGAUUGUGUGAAGUAACAACACUUUAAAAAACGUAAUAAAGCUUUAAACAGUACUUAGUUUAUCAGUUUAAUGACAUGAAAGAAAAUAGCAUGUUCCUAGAACGUCAAUAGAGGUAGACGUAGACUUCAGGCUUAAGGUUUGUAAACUGAAUAGUAAAUUAUUGUAUUUGGGUAAGGCACGCCGAUCGGGUCUGAUGUGAUGCAGCUGAUUGCUCCGGCAUGAAGCGCAUGUGGGAGUAGACUGGCAGGCGUGCAGGAGGUCACCAUGCAGAAGGAGCACCUCUUUAAGGUUCUGGUCAUCGGAGACCUCGGGGUAGGGAAGACCUCCAUUAUCAAGCGCUAUGUUCACCAGAUUUUCUCGCAGCACUAUCGCGCCACCAUUGGAGUUGACUUCGCGCUGAAGGUGCUGACCUGGGAUAACCGGACGGUCAUUCGCUUGCAGCUUUGGGACAUAGCCGGGCAGGAGCGGUAUGGGAACAUGACGCGGGUGUAUUACCGGGAGGCAGUGGGGGCACUGCUGGUGUUCGACGUGACCCGCACCUCCACCUUCCAGGCGGUGCUCAAGUGGAAGGCUGACCUUGACGGCAAGGUCUCCUUAGCCAACGGCAAGCCUGUCCCCGUUGUGCUAUUGGCCAACAAGUCUGACCAAUCACGUGAAGGACUGUCUUCUCAACUACCCAAGCUGGAUGCCUUUUGCAAAGAGCAUGGCUUUGUGGGCUGGUUUGAGACCUCUGCCAAGGAGAACACGAACAUCAACGCGGCAGUGAGGUGCCUCGUCCAGAACAUUCUGGCCAAUGAGCAGAGCACUGAGGCUGGCCUGGACCUGGAUGUGCAGGUUCUGCCGGCACUGAAUGACGUCACCAAAGAGCGGAGUAGCCCCCCUUGUACUGGCUGCUCCAGGCUGUAGCGGGGCGACGGAGUCACGCUAAACAGAUCACUUGAUUGGCUAAGAGGUGUCGGCCCUGCAGAAGAUACUUGUUCUUUUCCCCUUUUUAUGGGGGGGUGGUUCCCGGACUCUUGUGACAUUCAGUCAUGACGCUCGUUUGAGUCUGUGGUUAGGUGGGGAGGAUAUGCCUGUCGAUAGUGAUGUGUUAGAUCUGGAGAUGCUGCCUUCUCUAUCCCUCUAGAAAUCUGUUGGAGGGGGGUUGCACAACUAUAGACAGUGGAAGAUAUCACAGCAGAUAAAUAUUUUGCAAGUUAAAGGUUUCUGACAUAUAAGCAUGAAAACAAAGGAAGAACGAACAUCCAGUAAAAAAGUCAAAGAUACUGGCAGCAGGAUCUUCUAAGGAGGUUUCUACUGAAGGUCCUUUAGUAGGACAGAGCAAAAUGCUCUGUUUUGUUUUUAAUGAAAGUGAUGCCUUAAAAUUAAGGGACAGAGCCAUGGGUGUCAUUGGGGCCAAUGACUCGGGGCUAUAGCACCGAAUAUUUUAGCCCCCAUGCCAGUCUUCCAUCAAAAAAAAAAAUUCAAGCCCCAGGUUAACUUGACUUACCCCCUGAUCUUUUCAAUAGCUAGAAACUCCCCUGGACAGAACCAAGUGGCACACACGAGUCUACAUCCCUUCAGAUAAGUGAAUGUGUUAAAACUGCUUUUCCCAUAAUUCCCUAGCUGGGAAAAAUGCGCUGUAGCUGUUCGGCUCUCUCGUAUGUGCUUGGACCUUAUGACGGACCAUAGCUAAUGGACCUAACAAGAAUGCCUGUCACUUUCUCUGUUUUUUGGCUGUACCAAAAUGCAGAUAUUGUAUUACUGCUGUAUUGAAGGAUAUUAGAAACUGUCAUGUAGAUGUGUAUUACUGUAGGUUUUAUACCCAGAGCCUAAUGGCUAACAUUAAAAAAAGAAGUCCCACAUG
Molecule: messenger RNA, 2104 nt
Organism: Paramormyrops kingsleyae
Lineage: Eukaryota; Metazoa; Chordata; Actinopteri; Osteoglossiformes; Mormyridae
Product: ras-related protein Rab-38-like
Biological process (GO): phagosome-lysosome fusion; endosome to lysosome transport
Cellular component (GO): phagocytic vesicle; late endosome; Golgi apparatus
Molecular function (GO): GTPase activity; GTP binding
Source: RefSeq, a predicted model, not a curated record